UCACGAUCACAACAAACCACUCCUGCCUUCGAGAGACAGGCACACUUCCCAGAGAUAGUGACAGACGUGAGGCAAAGAGUAAUUGUAACAGUAUCAUAUCGCAAUAAGUCAGUGACAGCAAGCUGGAGGACUUAGAGGACAAGACACAGAGGAAGGUCUUCCUGUCUCCAGAUGGGGGAGAGUCCUACAACUGGCUGCAGCCUGAGUGCACCCCAGCUGCUAAGGCUGCUCGUGAUUACGCCAACCAGAAGAUAGUGGAAUUCAUCGUGAAGACCAAGGGCACUGACCGCCACCUGCUAGACAUCAUGCAGGGUAGGAAGCCUUCCCGCUGGCUGAAGGCCUUCUUCAAAGAGCACAGGUACUUUGUCUGCAUGGAGACCUACCUGGAGGAUGAAGACCAGCUGUUCAUCGUGGCCCGAUAUGUGCAGCGCCUCUACGAGCACAUGAAGGAACCCAUGCUGGCUCUGCGUACAGUGGACAAGGUGAGGCUUGUGAUGGAGGUGCUGCUACCAGAGGCUGUGAUCUGCUCCAUCUCUUCCCUGGAGGGCCUCGACUACCAGAGCGCUGAGAAGAAGUUUCUGAGUGGGCCCUAUGUGUGCCCUCAUGAGAGAAAGGUGUUAGACAGCGUCAUCAGGAGGAGGAGGAAGAGAUCCAGGGCCAACAAGGAGCUGCUCUGCACCCCUCCUAAGUCUGAGCCCACACCCUAG
Cavia porcellus (domestic guinea pig) is the source of this 707-nucleotide messenger RNA. Its product is annotated as PWWP domain-containing DNA repair factor 3B-like. The transcript has 2 exons. The record is from RefSeq and is a predicted model, not a curated record. Lineage: Eukaryota; Metazoa; Chordata; Mammalia; Rodentia; Caviidae. Bases 306 to 707 code for a protein of 133 amino acids.